Molecule: messenger RNA, 683 nt
Organism: Scleropages formosus (Asian bonytongue)
Lineage: Eukaryota; Metazoa; Chordata; Actinopteri; Osteoglossiformes; Osteoglossidae
Product: 60S ribosomal protein L19
Exons: 6
Coding region: 51-641 (196 amino acids)
Biological process (GO): translation
Cellular component (GO): cytosolic large ribosomal subunit; ribosome
Molecular function (GO): RNA binding; structural constituent of ribosome
Source: RefSeq, a predicted model, not a curated record
UACAGCCCGAUCUCCCCGCCAUCUUUCUUUCCCCUUAAACAGCAGCAGCCAUGAGCAUGCUCAGGCUCCAGAAGCGGUUGGCGUCCAGCGUGUUGCGCUGCGGCAAGAAGAAGGUGUGGCUGGACCCCAACGAGACCAAUGAGAUCGCCAACGCCAACUCCCGCCAGCAGAUCCGCAAACUGGUGAAAGAUGGCCUGAUCAUCAGGAAGCCCGUAACGGUGCAUUCCCGCGCCCGCUGCCGCAAAAACACACUGGCACGGCGCAAGGGUCGCCACAUGGGCAUCGGUAAGAGGAAGGGUACUGCCAACGCCCGCAUGCCUGAGAAGGUCUCCUGGAUGCGACGCAUGCGGAUCCUGAGACGACUGCUGCGCCGCUACAGGGAGUCCAAGAAAAUUGACAGGCACAUGUACCACAGCCUCUACCUGAAGGUGAAGGGCAAUGUGUUCAAGAACAAGCGUAUCCUGAUGGAACACAUCCACAAGCUGAAGGCUGAUAAGGCUCGCAAGAAACUCCUGGCCGACCAGGCUGAAGCUCGCCGUUCCAAGACCAAGGAGGCGCGCAAACGCCGAGAGGAACGCCUCCAGGCCAAGAAGGAGGAGAUUAUCAAAACCCUGUCCAAGGAAGAGGAAACCAAGAAAUGAGCGUUAUAGCCUCUCUUCUAAUAAAGUGUACAGAAAGACAAA